This is a messenger RNA of Phlebotomus papatasi, 942 nucleotides long. RefSeq lists its product as uncharacterized. The coding region runs from base 1 to 942 and encodes 313 amino acids. Lineage: Eukaryota; Metazoa; Arthropoda; Insecta; Diptera; Psychodidae. Gene Ontology annotation, molecular function: nucleic acid binding. The record is from RefSeq and is a predicted model, not a curated record. Gene Ontology annotation, biological process: DNA integration. The transcript has a single exon.
AUGUUGAGCGAAAUUUUUGUAGUUCACGGACUCUGUGAUAUACUCGUAACUGAUCAGGGAAGACAAUUCAUGAGCCUACAAUUUCGUGAGUUUUGCGAAAAGAACGGAAUACGACACAAGACGGGAGGGCCUUUUCAUCCGGCUACUAAUGGUCAGGCCGAAAGAUACGUGUGUACUAUCAAGGAAAAAUUAGAAGUAUUGAGAGAAGUAGAUAAAUCCGAACUAGAUCAGAAACUUUGCAGUAUUCUGCUAAACUACCGCCGAACUCCACAUGCCACCACGGGUGUUUCACCUAGUGUGAAACUUUUCAAUCGACAGAUUAAGUCAAGACUGGAUCUAAUUGUUCCGCGAGAAGACAUAGUAAAGAGCUCCUCUGAGGUUACCACGCGUAGGAAUUUUCAAGAGGGAGAAAGAGUUGCAGCACGUAAUUACGGUAGCUGGGGUGCCAAAUGGAAAUUCGGGAGGAUUUCACAAAGAUUGGGAAAAGUCCAUUACUUUAUCAAGUUAGAUGAUGGUAGAGAAUGGAAGCGGCAUGUUAAUCAGUUGAGAAAGGUAGGAAAUGACGUGAGUAGAACAGAAAAUGUCGGUAGUAGCAGAUCAGGGGGUGUUGAAGAAGAUGAGAGUAUCAUUGGUGAAGGUGGAGGUGUACCGGAAACUCCACAAAUCGAAAAUGCGUCCAACAGUCGGGAAGAGAAAGAGCAGGACAGUAUUAGAUUGGAGCAAGAUGAGCAGGAGUUAAACGAACAUAACCCUGUAGGUAAAGCUCGAGCAGUCUCAACUGAUAGUGAUGGGGAUUCAAGUGAAUUUGAAGAUGCUGAAGAUCAGCUGGGUAGUACAGAUGAAGAACCAUCGAAAGCGAUGCCCCCUCCCCAAUCUGUUGAAGUUUUUGAACCUCGUCGUUCACAAAGAAUAAUCAAAGCUCCGAACCGCCCUAACCUCUGA